This is a messenger RNA of Dimorphilus gyrociliatus, 1592 nucleotides long. The record is from the annotation of a GenBank genome assembly. NCBI's taxonomy places the organism in Eukaryota, Metazoa, Annelida, Polychaeta, Dinophilidae.
GUCUAAGCUCUCUACAUUUUCUUUCAUGUUUAUUUCUGUAUAAUUUGAAAAAUAAUAACAAAUACAUAAUGAAUUAUUUUAUUCAUAUAGAGAAUAAACGAUCCUUUUAAUUAACUAAUUAAUUAAUUCCAUUAAUAAUACUAGACAAUCAAAGAGUUUUAUAACGAAACAAAUAGGGAAUCGUUAAAAUGGAGGAGAGAAAACCAAAAGGAGAUCGUCUAUUUCCAAACUAUAAAUGGAGUUUACUUUCUGGCAGGAAUCAUAGGAGUCUUUGGGUAAAUAGAUCAUUUACUUUCCCAUCUAUGUCUUUAUCUCUCUGUCUCUUUUCUGCUUCCAUUCUAACAUAUUAUUGUUUUAACUAUUUAUAUUUCAUCCUUCAAUGGACAUCUAGAAUUGACUAUGUUCAUGAAAAAUUAGGUUAUCGCUUGGCUAUAAGUUUUAGUCAAAUUUGUACUAUUAUAGGAUCAGUAAUUGCCUGUUUAAUUGUUCAGUUCAAUAGUGUUCAUUUACUUGGUAUAUCUAGAUUUAUUUUGGGAUUGCCAAUAGGUUUGCUAAAUUGCAUAGUUCCAUUGUUUUUAUGGGAUAUUACAAGUCAUCCAAUAAGAAAUUAUCUGUCAGUUAUCCAUCAAUUUUCAGUCAUCUUAGGAAUUGGUAUCUCGAGUUUCACGGCAUUAGAAAUCGCUAUAGGACGACGUAACAUAUGGCCUUUUGUCUUGACAAUUCAAAUUAUUCCAGGAAUUAUUACUCUCUUUGGUAUUCUAUUUGUUUACGAUAGUCCGAAGUUUUUAUUUAUAAGAAAAAAUUGGGAAAAAGAGGCUCAAGCUUCUUUAAAAUUCUAUAAAGGAAAUGACAUUGAUUUCGAUAAUGAACUUUAUUAUCUAAAUAUAGAAAAGAUGAAAAUUUGCUUCGAGACAACAACUGGAGCAAAAAAGUCAUCAUUUCGAUAUCUAUUUACCGAUAAAUCCGUUCGUAAACAAUUAAUUAUAGUCAUUGGCUUAUACCUAACUCAGCAAUUUACUGGUAUAAACUCUAUACUAUUCUAUUCUUCUUCUCUCUUCAAAGGUACGUAGGCCUACAAGGCUACAAAAUAGUUAUUGACUAAUAACUUGAUCUUUUAUGCUUGCCUCUUCGUUCAUCUAUAUUGUUAUUACUAUUAUUACAUUGGGAAGAAAGAGGCUAAUUACAAGAGCUCUGAAUUGCAAUGGGCAGUAUUCGGAAUAAAUUUGAUCAAUAUCCUAAUUGCAGCUAUUAUGAUCCGUUUUUUGGAUUUUUAUGAGCGACGUAAUGUCAUUCUCUAUACUUUAAUAUUUAUGAUAGUGGACUCUAUUACGAUUACAAUACUUUUGUGUAAUUCUCAUAAUCGAGUCUGUAGCUAUCUGAUAUUUGCUGCCUUUACUAGUUACUUAAUAGCGUAUAAUAUUGGCCUUGGUCCAUUACCUUGGUUAGUGGUUAACGAACUAUUUGAUGAAGAAAUUCUAAGAUAUAAAGUUAUAAUAAUUUCUAGUUUAAUUAAUUUAUUAAUGAAUCUAAUAAUAAUAAUAUCUUUUCAAAGUCUUUUAUAUAUUUUAAAAGGUUAUGUAUUUUUAGUAUUU